Molecule: messenger RNA, 812 nt
Organism: Drosophila erecta
Lineage: Eukaryota; Metazoa; Arthropoda; Insecta; Diptera; Drosophilidae
Exons: 2
Coding region: 88-807 (239 amino acids)
Biological process (GO): regulation of DNA-templated transcription
Cellular component (GO): nucleus
Source: RefSeq, a predicted model, not a curated record
UCCAACACUGAUACUUCAGUUCUGACUGCUGAAGUGAGCUGUCAAUGAGAUAUUCAAUUCAUUCGAGGACCAGAUUUCGGCAGCACCAUGUCAACGCCCAAGAAGAAGAAUGUGGAGAGGACCGAGAGCCGGAGGGGCAAGGGCCAAGGACCAGGUGGCGUGAAAGGAUGCUGCUGCAAGAGGUCGCAGUGCAUCAAGAACUACUGCGAUUGCUACCAGUCCAUGGCGAUCUGCACCAAGUUCUGUCGAUGCAUCGGCUGCAGGAACACGGAGGUCCGCCAUCUGGUGGACUCCAACUCCGGCGCCAAGAACUCCACUGCCGUGAAGAGGCAGAAGGCGGCUGCGAUGAGCGCAAAGGCAGCAGCUGCAGCCGCCAAGGCGGGCAUCGAUGUCCAGUUGAAGGGACUGCAGGCUGGCGGAUCGGCUGCGGCGUUGCGCGGCAAGGCGCUGGCGGCGCCGCCAAACUUUGGCCUAUUGGUUGGCAAACAGCCGAUGGCCGCUUCCAUGAACAUACCCAUUCCCCGCCCCCCUGCGACCAGCACUCCAGCUAGGGCAAUGAAGCCUCCGGCGGAGACGCAGCCCGGUAAUCUAAUUGUUCCGGUGAGGCCCGAUGAUCGCAGGGAGCGGAACCUCUUCGUCCAGCCGGUCAACGCCGCUCUGCUGGAAUGCAUGCUCAUCCAGGCGACGGAAGCCGAGCAGAUGGGACUCAACGAACUGCAAGUGGGCCAGUUGGUUCUCGACGAGUUUUUGCGCGGCUACAAGAAGAUCUUGGAGAAAAUUUGCGAGUACAGCAAAGAUUAUUAUUGAAAGUC